AAGAAAUCACAGAAACUCAGCCAAGAAACCCUAGCACUGUAAGCCUACACCACCGCCGCAAGGAGUGGCAUACUGCCGACGUCCGUCGCAUUCAAAGUUCGCCGUCCGUCCGUCUAUCUAGCUUCCGUCGUGCUCCAAGUCUUCCAGCCCUGUUCGCUGUCACCGAUUGCAGCUGCUUCCUCGAGCUCGGCGUCCGUCGUCUUUGUCUGCUCAGCCGCGUUUCCGCCGCCGUUUAUUUGCCGUUCACGUUCGCGUCUUCGUUCAGCCAUCGUCUUCGUUCCCGUUAUUCGCCGUUCACGUUCGCUCGGCAUUCACCGUUCGCGUUCACUCGCCGUUCACCGUUCGAGUUCGCAUUUUCGUCUGGAAGCCACGUUGCUCUGCUUCAAACUCUGACCAACCCGCGCGCUCCACCUAGCCGUCGAACUGCUCUCUUUUGUCGCGGCCGCUCUGGAAUCCGAUGGAAGAUCUUCGGAAUCCAAUGCUGAAGUUCUUCUCUGAUCAAGAGCUUUGUUAUGCUGAGAUCGUCCCUAGUGCUCAGGUCCGAGCUAGAAUUGAAGUUUCAGUGCUCAAUUUUCUCAAGAAUUUGAAUGCAUCAAACCCCGCCAUCUCAGAUUUGCCUCUGAUUCAGAGAAAAUUUUGCAACAGCCGAGUAAAUCAUAGCUUGAUGACCGACCUAUCAUGUGUUUUCCUCUCCCAUUCUGUUUCUUCGAGGUCCUUGAUGAGGCCUAAUGCAGCAAAGGCCUUCGUUAGAGUGUGGAAGGUGAUGGAGUUGUGCUAUCAGAUAUUGCUUCAGGAAAAGCGUGUCACGCAGAGGGAGCUAUACUACAAGCUUCUGUGCGAUUCGCCACAUCUGUUUCCUUCUCAGAUAGAUGUCAACAGGACAAUCCAAGAUGUCGUGGCAUUGCUUAGGUGCAGCCGAUACAGUCUCGGAAUCAUGGCAUCUAGUCGAGGUUUAGUAGCCGGCCGCCUUACUUUUCAGGAGCCGGGCAAAGAGGUUGUUGAUUGCUCUGUAUGCGGAUCUUCUGCACAUACAAUUCCGGGAGACGUGAAUUUGUUAGAAAACUUGAUUCUAGAUACUGAUGCUAGAUACAUUAUAAUUGUGGAGAAGCAUGCAAUAUUUCAGCGGCUUGCUGAGGAUCAAUUUUUUAAUCAAAUUCCAAGCAUUCUUGUCACAGCUAAAGGUUAUCCAGAUAUGGCAACGAGAGUUCUUCUUCAUCGAAUCCAUCGAACAUUUCCUGACUUGCCAAUUUUAGCUUUGGUGGAUUGGAAUCCUGCUGGAUUAGCUAUUUUGUGCACCUUCAAAUUUGGAAGUGUUACAAUGGGCCUAGAGGCAUACAGAUACGCGUGCAAUGUGAAAUGGUUAGGCUUACGGGGGCAAGAUCUAGAGAUGUUGCCUGACGAAUCUUUGGUUCCAUUAAAGCCAAAGGAUCUCCAAAUUGCUCAAAGCUUGAUGUCCUCCGGAAUCUUACAGGGGAAUUACAGAGAUGAGGUGGCCUUAAUGGUCCAGAGUGGUAGGCGAGCUGAAAUCGAGGCCCUAUACUUUCAUGGGUAUGAUUAUUUGGGGAAGUACAUAGCUAAAAAGAUUGUUCAGUCCGAUUAUAUAUAAUGACAUAGAUAGUAAUUUCUUAUGUAUAAGCACUAAGCAGGGUACCAAGACCGUUGUAGUCGGAUAAUCAGCAAAAAUUACAAGUUCAACUUUCCUAAAUUUAAUCCAAUUCAUGUUAGAGGACUGGUUUCAUCCUAAUGAGUGUAAGCUAACUUUUCAACCAAAGGCAGUAAGUAGAGCGAAAUGAGGGUCGAACACACAACUCGGAGCUCAAGUGAAAUACAGAAGACCUUGUCAUCAAGUUGUGGGCUAAAUUGCGAUUAGAAGCUAAUUACUUGUGUCCUAAAAGAGAAAGUAUAGCGCCGGCCAAUUUGAACAACUUUUUAAAAGAUAGGGUUUUGAAUUUUAAAAA
This is a messenger RNA of Arachis stenosperma, 1958 nucleotides long. RefSeq names its product meiotic recombination protein SPO11-2. The coding region runs from base 458 to 1606 and encodes 382 amino acids. Gene Ontology annotation, molecular function: ATP binding; DNA topoisomerase type II (double strand cut, ATP-hydrolyzing) activity; DNA binding. Gene Ontology annotation, biological process: meiotic DNA double-strand break formation; meiotic DNA double-strand break processing; reciprocal meiotic recombination. The transcript is spliced from 12 exons. Lineage: Eukaryota; Viridiplantae; Streptophyta; Magnoliopsida; Fabales; Fabaceae. The record is from RefSeq and is a predicted model, not a curated record. Gene Ontology annotation, cellular component: nuclear chromosome.